CACCGCGGUCGGCAACAACAUGCUAGGGAUAGCAUUCCGACGUCUCUACUCGACGGGGCGGGUGACGCCUAAAACAGGCAUCGCCAUUCAAUCGGCAACGGCAACAACUACUGCUCCCUCUGGCCCAAAAAAAGUCAAAGUCAAGCGACCAUCGUCAGCUAUGCCUGAAGCUGCCCUAGUCGCCCGGACAGCAUCUACUCCCAUCGCUGUUCGAGCCCGUCGCGAGAAAAAGUCCGGUCGAGUCGUCAAGCGAGGCGAAACCGACGCAACACCCCUUGGACUCACACCGAGCGACCACGCUCGCUACCUCCGUCGCAAAGCACAGGGCUUACUUUCUCACAAGGAUGGAGAUGAGUCGGAAAGGAAGUGGCAUGAGAGACAGAACAAGCAACGGUCGCGGAUUCGUGGUAUGAGGACGAUCACUCGCGACGGGAAGCAAGAAGUCGAGGUCGUUGGGCAGACCAUCUACCUUCCUAAUGUCAUUUUUCGACUUGUACGGAACAAUACACCUCCAGGAGAGCCUUACAAUCCCUACGAAGCCACCUUCCGCAUCCCACCCUCCAUCACAAAGACCGACAUUCGUUCCUACCUCCUCGCUGUUUACGGCGUGAAGACUACAUACAUCCGAACCGACAUCUAUCGCCCUACCAUUCCCCGUCGCGGAGCACCACAAACCAAGACAUCUUACAAACGGGCCGUAGUUGGGCUUGUAGAUCCCUUUUACUACCCUCAUCGCCUGGAGGAGAUGGAGGAAAAGGCGAAGGAGGAAAGGACAAAGAGGCUGGAGGAUGCAUUCCAAGUCAGCGAGGGCAAGGAGACACAGAAACUGAUGUUCUUGAAGUUAACUCGGGAACUCAGCGCGAACAACAAGAUGAAGAAUCCGAUGGCCAUGACGCGGGCUGCCAUAUUGGCACGGGUAUCGGAGCGGAGGAAGUUACGAGAGAGCACUGUCGAAAAUGUGGUAGAGGAUUGGUGGCAAAAACGGGCAGAAGGACAAGCUAUCCAGCUGGAGGAUCUCAACGAACCCAUCUCACCACCAGCGACACCUUCCUGAUGUUUUAAUUAAUUUUACUUUUUUCUUUCUCGGUCACAUGACUCAAUGCUAAGGCGCGUAUUUAAGUUCUUCCAUCAAGUGCAGUAAAGUACCAUGUUUACUCUCUCGCUCUAUGUCGUUC
Molecule: messenger RNA, 1175 nt
Organism: Guyanagaster necrorhizus
Lineage: Eukaryota; Fungi; Basidiomycota; Agaricomycetes; Agaricales; Physalacriaceae
Exons: 1
Coding region: 20-1054 (344 amino acids)
Biological process (GO): mitochondrial translation
Cellular component (GO): ribosome; mitochondrial large ribosomal subunit
Molecular function (GO): structural constituent of ribosome
Source: RefSeq, a predicted model, not a curated record